This is a messenger RNA of Mercenaria mercenaria, 1284 nucleotides long. RefSeq lists its product as uncharacterized. The transcript has 2 exons. NCBI's taxonomy places the organism in Eukaryota, Metazoa, Mollusca, Bivalvia, Venerida, Veneridae. The record is from RefSeq and is a predicted model, not a curated record. The coding region runs from base 1 to 1284 and encodes 427 amino acids.
AUGGCAGAUGACAGAAUAAGGGAAUUAGAAAUCAUGAUAAGACUGAUAGACAUUGAGAUUAUUUUGGCCAGAAGGCGUGAGGGGAGACAAGAACAAGCCAACAGAAGGAGAAGAAGAAGGAGGCAAGUUUGGACAAGAGAAUGGCUCAAAGAAGGGUCAUGUUUUGGUCAAUAUGAUACUCUGUUACAUGAACUAAACAGAGAGGACCCCAGGUGUUACAAGAACUUCCUCCGUGUUGAUGCUGACUUGUUUCAGGAGUUUGUGAGACGUGUCGGGCCACAAAUAACCAAGAAAACAACCAAUUGGAGAGAGCCAUUGGACCCUGGAUUGAAGCUUGCAAUCACACUCAGACACAUGGCCACUGGUGCUACAUUCAGAGAGUUGAUGUACAGUUUCCGGGUAGCAGACAACACAAUCUCAACAUUCAUACCGACAGUCCUGGAGGCUAUAGUCGACACAUUCCAAGCCGAAGUUAUGCCACCACUUAUUGAGCCAGAUGAAUGGAGGGAAGUCAGUACCAGGUUCAACACCAAGUGGAAUUUCCCUCAUGCUUGUGGUGCCCUGGAUGGCAAGCAUAUUCCUAUCAAGGCCUCACUAAAUUCUGGAUCACUCUACCACAACUACAAGGGCUUCUUCUCCUUGAUCCUUCUGGCAUUGGCAGAUGCCGACUACAAGUUUAUAUGGGUAUCAGUGGCGGAGUAUGGCUCAGCAUCCGAUUGCCAAGUGUUCAACGAAUCUGAAUUAAGGGAAUUGGUGGAAGGAGGUGAGCUAGGCUUCCCUGAUCCAGAGCCACUGCCAGGCCUGACGGAAAACCUGCCCUACUUCUUCCUGGGAGACGAAGCAUUUCCCUUGAGGACAUGGAUGAUGAAACCCUACUCAAGGAUGGGCCUUGGCCACGAUGAGCGCAUAUUUAACUACAGGCUGUCUCGUGCCAGAAGGGUGGUGGAGAAUGCAUUCGGAAUAUUGGCCAACAAAUUUCAAUGUCUGUUGAAUGCAACAGUUUAUAAGAAAACAGAAAGUGUGAAGUCCCUAGUCCUUGCUUGUGUCAUGUUGCACAACCUUUUGAGGAUACGUUACCCUGGUGUACCAGCCAAUGCCGACCAUGAUGACCAAAACCAUGCCCUAGUACCCGGGGUAUGGCGAGAGGAGAGUCAACUAGUGGACGCAGGAGGACAUGCUGGCCGCAACGUAGACCACAACCUUGGAAAGCAACAAAGAAACUACCUCAGGGAUUACUUCAUGUCGGAAGCUGGUUCGGUUCCAUGGCAAGAACAGAUGAUAUAA